UGAGUGCGCGUGCUUUCACUUCACCGGAUGUAAGCCAACUGAAAGCUUCGCUCAUCAGCGGCCUGACGACGGAGAGAGAGGGGGAGUAAAGAGCGGCACCGAAGUCCUCCCGGGAGAAGAGGGAGAGACCCCGGGGAGCGGACUUUUAGCCAAACAUUUACCAGGGGGAUGGCGGUUCCAUACGAGGGCCAGUCUUUCUCUACCCUGAGGAGGCAGUGCCGGCAGAAUGGACGUCUGUUUGAAGACCCCCUGUUCCCCACAUCCGACCAGUCUCUGUUCUACCAGAACAACAGCAUCGGCAGAAUCACCUGGAAAAGGCCGAAGGAGUUAUGCAGCAACCCCCAUCUCUUUGUAGACGGCAUCAGUGCCCAUGACCUGCACCAAGGCCAGCUGGGAAAUUGCUGGUUCGUAGCCGCCUGCUCCAGUCUGGCCUCCAGGGAGGCACUAUGGCAGAAGGUGAUCCCUGACUGGAAGGAUCAAGAGUGGAAUGAGGAGAAACCGGAGUUCUACGCCGGGAUCUUCCACUUCCGGUUCUGGCGUUUCGGUCAGUGGGUGGACGUGGUGAUUGACGACCGGCUGCCCACGGCCAACGGAGAGCUGGUGUACUGCCACUCCAACGACAGCAACGAGUUCUGGAGCGCGCUGGUGGAAAAGGCCUACGCCAAGAUGUGCGGAUGCUACGAGGCGCUCGACGGCGGCAACACGGCCGACGCACUCGUGGAUUUCACCGGCGGUGUAUCAGAGCCGAUGGACCUGAUGGAGAGCGGCUUGAAAGACAACGAAGAGAAGCGCAGCGAGCUGUUCGAGAGGGUCCUGAAGGUCCACGACCGAGGAGGCCUCAUCAGCUGCUCCAUCCGGGCUACCACUGCGGCCGACAUGGAGGCCAGGCUGUCGUGCGGCCUGGUGAAGGGCCAUGCCUACGCGGUGACGGAUGUCCGCAGGGUGAGGCUGGGCCACGGCCUGCUGGCCUACUUCCGGUCGGACAAACUAACUAUGAUCCGCAUGAGGAACCCCUGGGGAGAAAGAGAAUGGAACGGGGCUUGGAGUGACAGCUCUGAAGAGUGGAAGAAGGUCAGUACCAGUGAGAGGGAGAGGAUUGGUGUCACAGUGCAGGACGAUGGAGAGUUCUGGAUGACGUUCGAUGACUUCAUCGUUAACUUCACGGACCUCAUCCUGUGUCGCCUCAUCAAUACAUCCUACCUGAGCUUCCACAAGACCUGGGAGGAGGCUGUGAAGCGGGGCUCCUGGCGGCGCCACGACGACCCGCUUCUCAACCGGGCCGGGGGCUGCGGCAACCACAAGCAGUCCUUCCUACAGAACCCGCAGUACAUGUUUGACGUGAAGAAGCCAGAGGACGAGGUUCUGAUCUGUCUGCAGCAGAAAGACCGCCGAGCAACUCUGAGGGAUGGACGGGGAGAAAACCUGGCUAUUGGUUUCGACAUACACAGGGUGGAGUUGAACAGGAUCUACCGAAUGCACGUCACCCAGCAGAAGGUUGGCGGGAGCGUCUACAUCAACUCACGGUCUGUGUUCAAACGCAUCGAGCUGAAAGAGGGGCGGUACGUCAUCAUACCCACGACCUUUGACCCCGGUCUGGAGGGAGACUUCCUGCUCCGCGUCUUCACCGACGUGCUGUCUGACUGCCAGGAGUUGACCCUACACGAGCCUCCACAGACCUGCUGGUCUGGAUUGUGUGGCUAUCCCUCUCUGGUCACUCAGGUCCACAUACUGAGUGCGAAUGGACUCGCAGGACAAGACUCUAAUGGAGUGUCGGACCCCUACGUGAUAAUCCGCUGUGAAGGAGAGAAGGUUCGCUCACCGGUCCAUAAAAACACUCGUGCCCCCAACUUUGACACCAAGGGGCUCUUCUACAGGAAGAAAGCCAACCAGCCAAUCAGAAUUGAGAUCUACAACCACAACGCGUUGAUGGACUCCUUCCUGGGUCAGGUGACGCUGCCGACCGAGCAGGGAGAAUUCCAGCAGACGCUCCACCUGAGGGACAAGGGCGAUCGCCGUGACAACGACCUGCCGGGGACGCUCACUGUGGCGAUGGUGACCAGCCCGGUGCUCACCAGCAUCUGAGACAGGCCACGGAAAAAAACCUUCCGUCAGCUUUAGUUUUCCAAGUUGCUGGUUUACCUCCGCGAGAGGGUUAAAUAUUUGGCACGAACAGAGGGUUUACAUUUUGUGUGUUUACUUUUACAAUUACACAUCCAGCAGACAUGUGGAAAUCAAACCCGAUUCUCUCAUUUUGCUUUAACCGUGUGCUCGUCAGCGUCUGUUUACACAAUGAUUUGUAAAUUAGGUGAAUCUGAUCACCCUAAAAUAUUAAAUAUACAUUUACGUCUGCAAAACAUUGUUUUUUUAGCUUCUCAUGAUUACCAUCCCGGCCUUUAAGAAGUGUGUUAUCCUCUAAAACAGAACCACUUUGGUUUAUGUGUCUUUUGGGCGUGCCUCUCCACCCCAUCGCCAGUCAGUUUGUUUUCAACUCAGGGUUGGCCAUAAAUAGAAAAGCGCAUGUGUGUUGCAAACUGCCUUAAAAACACAGAUUGGGAUAAAUAUUCAAAAUGCGCUGUACAUGUCCAAAGAAUGCUCCUAAAACACUAUUAAUAUCUGCACAGCACAUGUCUUAAUGGGAAAGAAUCCAUUCCGGAUACCCAAACUGAAUAUGUCGUUUACAUGAUGUCAAAUUCAUACUUUUGUUCAGGACAAUAGUAUAUUAUUAGUGUGCAUAUGAACAGUCUAUGUCUUAGGUCUAUCAACCACUACUUGGUGUCAUGUGUCUUCUACUCUUUGAUGUCUAUUUCACCUUUUAUUUUAAUUUACUCUCUUUAUAUGGACUCCUGUAAACCACUCUGUAUUGCCUUGUUGAGAGGUUCUACAAUAUAAAUGUGCCAUUGUGAUAAUAGCUGGCAUUCGCCUUCUGGGACGUCUGCCGUAUCAUUGUUCACGGGUUUCUCCCUUAAUCUGGAAUCUCCUGGUGUAUUGGAUUGAUAAAUCAGCUUUUCUUCUUGAUAUAUGGUAUUUCACUCUGGAUAAAAGCAACAAUACUUUAGCCCGUUUACAUGUUGCAGUUUACAUUGUCUGAAUAUACUAAUUAAAGACAUACCUGCCAUUGGAAGUUUACAAUCUGAUUUCAUAUUGAUGUUUUUCUUUUCAGGGAGUGAAAUGGAAUAAUUUAGUCACCAAAUAUUUUAUUAUUUGUUCAAGUUUUCAUUUAUCGACAUGCCCUCAGUGUUAAAAGAGUGUUAUUGCACUUCAUUGUUAAAUUUCAACAAAUGGGCUCUAAUUAUUGAGUCAGUGCGUUUUUUUUUGUGCUCUCUGCAAUCUACUCAUCGGUUGGAUUGAAGAGUUUUUUUUUCUCUUAAUAUAUUUAUGAAUGAUAAAAUCCCUGUACGCCUCCCCUUUGUGUCCUCCUCUUGUCCCCCUGUGUCCCCCCACUCCUGAUGUGACUUCCAUGUCUGUGGUUCGCCUCAGAGUGCUUUCAUGUGUCUCUUAACUGACCUCCUUUCAACCUUCAGAGCUGCAAACAGACCAAAAAUAGGAUAUGUGGAUGGAAAAUAGAAAAUGGUGAUAGUCAUGUAAACACCGGAGUACAAAGUCACUAUACUAACUGUAUUCCCAAACUCUAUAGAAUAAAAAGGGCAGACCCAGUUUGUGGUCCAAUGAUGUAG
Molecule: messenger RNA, 3674 nt
Organism: Gasterosteus aculeatus aculeatus (three-spined stickleback)
Lineage: Eukaryota; Metazoa; Chordata; Actinopteri; Perciformes; Gasterosteidae
Gene: capn5a
Product: calpain 5a
Biological process (GO): proteolysis
Cellular component (GO): cytoplasm
Molecular function (GO): calcium-dependent cysteine-type endopeptidase activity
Source: RefSeq, a predicted model, not a curated record